AUGAGCAGGACGAUAGCUCAACACAAGUCCGCCAAAACAGCAGAGAGGGCCAAUGCAGAGCCAACAGAGCAUGAAACUGCAGGAUGGAUGCAGAAGAAUUCCAACCAGGCCUCGAAGAAUCUCCCCAAGGAGUUUUGCGACAAGCAUAUGCCAAUCUCCGACCAGGCUUUUAGCUUGGAAGCCGAGAGCGGACAAGUCUACCGUGUCAGCUAUGCAGUGCGCCUCCAUCAACUCGGUGGAGGAUGGAAAAAGUUCUCAGUUGAUCAGAAAUUGGUCCCUGGAGAUGUUCUUGUUUUCCAACUUGCUUCUCCAGCCAGGUUCAAGGUCUGCAUUGUGAGGAAGAAGGACUCAAAUCAAGCGAUUGGUGUUGGUCGUGGCUUUGUGAAACCAUACACUUUUAACCCCGUAUCAGAAGUAAUCGACCUUGAAGAAGAAGAAGAAGAAGAAAACAGUGACACUAACAGGUUGAUCAUGGAGAAGUAUCAUGAUGCUGAGAUAAGAAAUGGGGUUUGCUAUGAUUUCAAGCUAGUGAAAAGCAUUGAAGAUUUCAGCAUUGUGGCAAACGGUCUAGUCAUAGACGGGGAACUGCCCGGAUGGGUUCGAUCCAGGUACUACGAACUGUGCCGGAGUCAGAACUCGUUUCUGCAUCGAGGUGUGAUCAAGGACCUUACCUGUAAGCUGAUUGCUGGUGCAAUUGCCGAGACUGUCAACAUUGCGGAUGCCAUCAGAGGGUUCAGGGGUGAUGUAAGUGGAGAAGGAGAUUUUGAGACUUGGAGGACCAAAUUGGAAGCUUUCGAGAAACUGGGGAUGAAAGUUGACUUCCUCCUCGUACGGCUGAGGAAACUGGAGGAAGUUUGGGAUGAGGCAAAUAGGUACAUGGAACUGAGAACCCAGAGAGCUGCUGCAGAGGCUGAGGUGAGGAAUUUGGAGGCACAACUUGGAGAAGCCAAAGGAAGAGUGGGGGAACUGAACACUGUGAUUGGACUUGAUGGAUAUCGAAGAUGCUUUCAAAGAUUUGGCAAAUGGUCCAUGGUGACGUCAUCGGUGUCCGAGGAUGUGAAGGAAGAAUGCUGA
Messenger RNA from Linum tenue, 1074 nucleotides. The record is from the annotation of a GenBank genome assembly. NCBI's taxonomy places the organism in Eukaryota, Viridiplantae, Streptophyta, Magnoliopsida, Malpighiales, Linaceae.